ACGAUCAACUCUCUAAUCUUCCAGUGUCUAAGCACGCAGCUCGAUAGAUCUCAUACCACCGUCAUCCGCACUCUUGCCUCUCCUAGUCCAUCCGUGGCUCUAGGAAACCCCGCAAGAGGCGACUUUUGUGUUACUCGCUGAAUCCUCUUUCGGCAGCCAUGGCCGUCUCUCGAUCCACUCUGUUCCUCCUUGCCCUCGUGGGCCUGGCUGUCGUCUGCUCGGCUCAAACUACAGCGCCGAAAACGACAACUGCCCCCAAGACAACACCCGCUACACCAGCAACUCCGGGGAAGACGACUGCGGGGACGCCGGCCGCGCCGCUGACGCCGUUCGACGAGGCGAUUCAGAAGCUCAACCAGUCGGGAUACACCAGCUUCGUGUCGCUCGUCAAUGCCUACCGCAAGAUGAAGGAAGUGAAGGCCGCGCUCGCGAAGCCCCUGACCAUGCUGGUGCCGUCGAACACGGCGAUCAGCAAGCUGCAGAUCACCAAGUACAAGUCCACGGAGCUGAUGGUGGUGGUGGGGUUCUCGGCGUUCAAGAAGGUCAUUCCGGCCGACGCGCUCAAGAGCCUGCCCGUGGGGAGCAACAUCACGACGCUCGCGAGCACCAAGGCGGGCAAGCCCAUGACGCUGCAGAAGCUUGCGAACAACAAGAAGGGGCAGUUGGUGCUGCAGGGGAAGAAGGGCAGCACCAUGACCAUCACCAAGCUUAACUUCUACGUCAAGACCGGCAAGCUCGUCGUGCACACCACCGACGCCGUCGCCUUCCCCACCACGCUGCAGGGCACCGUGCUGUAAGCAGCUCAUUGAGAAGCAGCGGUCGUCGGCGCUGAAAUAACUGAAGCUUCCGAAGCUUUUGGCAUGCCUAGUGAAACAGUAACGUUUAGUUGCUCUUUCAGCGUUAGGUUCUGGGAUAGGACUAGCCAACGCACAUGAAGCUGCGUCUUGUCCAUGUCAUUAUACGACCUUAAAAAAUUCGCUCGGUUCGAGUAACUAAUCCCGCAUCUCCCGUUCGUUGCUUUUUUUGAGA
Closterium sp. NIES-67 is the source of this 1029-nucleotide messenger RNA. The record is from the annotation of a GenBank genome assembly. NCBI's taxonomy places the organism in Eukaryota, Viridiplantae, Streptophyta, Zygnematophyceae, Desmidiales, Closteriaceae.